AUGGCGACUCCUCGGCCCGUUUUCCCGACUCGGGACUCCCUCGUUCCCAUCACGUAUCCCGAGCUCCUCGUCCCCAUCCAGGGCACUCAGUUCUUCGUCCCCGUCCCAGGCUCCGAACUCCUUGCCCCUAUUCCAGGCUCUGGGCUCCUUGUCCCUAUUCUGGGCUCGGAGCUUCUUGUCCCUGUCCCAAGCUCGGAGCUGUUUGUCGCUGUUCCAGACCCUGAUCUCCUCCAUAAUCCAGGUACCAAGCUUCUCCACAAUCAGAUUCCCAUCUACUCUCUAACCCAGGCCACAACCUCCUCUGCAACCCAAGUACCAAGCUCCCCAACUAGGGCUCCAGCUUCUUCUACAACUUGGGCUCAGUUCUACUCCACAGCUCGGGCUCCAUCCAACACCAGAACGCAGGCUCCAUACAACACUACAACUCGGGCUCCAUCCAACACCACAACGCAGGCUCCAUACAACACUACAACUCGGGCUCCAUACAACACUACAACUCGGGCUCCAUACAACACUACAACUCGGGCUUCAUUCAACACCACAACUCGGGCUCCAUACAACACCACAACUUGGGCUUCAUCCAACACCACAACUCGGGCUCCAUACAAUACCACAACUCGGGCUCCAUCCAACACCACAACUCGGGCUCCAUACAACACUAUAAUUCGGGCUCCAUCCAACACCACAACUCGGGCUCCAUACAACACUAUAAUUCGGGCUCCAUCCAACACCACAACUCGAGCUCCAUACAACACCACAACUCGGGCUCCAUACAACACCACAACUCGGGCUCCAUCCAACACCACAACUCGGGCUCCAUCCAACACCACAACUCAGGCUCCAUCCAACAGUAUAACUCGGGCUCCAUCCUUAUCCACAAAGCAGGCCCUGACCUCCUGUGCAGCCUGCUCCCCAAUCUCUUUUACAAACUGGGACCCAUCCUCCUCUGGCACAACCUAUGUCCCAAUCUUCACCACACCCCAUGCCCCGAUUUCUAAAAUUCAGGCUUCAAGUUCAUCUGAAACUCGGGCCCGAACCUCCACUUGUGCAACCUGUGCCCCAACCUCUACCAGCAUAACCCAGGUUCCGACCUCCAUUUCAUCCACAAUCAGGGCCCCAACCUCCUCCUCUCCAAAUUGGGUCCGCAGCUUCUCCUCCCUCAUAUGGAACCCGGACUCUCCCUCUUCAACUCCAAGUUCUGCUUCCCUCAUCAGGAAUUCAAACUGCGCCUCCUCAAGUGUUGCCUCUCUCAUCGGGACCCCAACUUUAUCCAGCUCCAAGCACUGCCUCGUCAACCCGGAUUCCAACCCCCUGUUCAAACUGGCUUCCAAUGAGGCUUUAUUGUUCGACAUCUUCAACAUAGUCACAAACUCUACAACAAAAGGCUAUGGACUUCAAGCUCAGGAGAGAGAAGGACAUCACCCCUUAGUGGAGGCACAUGCGGGAGUCAGCCUGUAUCAGAUGGUAGCUGUCUUAACUGUCAAUGAAGAAGGUUUAGACAUCAUAUUCCUCUUCCAAGAGAAGAUUGAAGUACCUCUAGCAAGAAAAUCGUUGAUCCACAAUGGCAAGAACUCAGGUCCGCUAAAUUACAAUGGUGCUGGUUAUGAAGCAAGAGACAGUAAUCUGAUCAGGCAGAAACCCCGAUUAAGGUUUCUGUAG
Messenger RNA from Callorhinchus milii (elephant shark), 1659 nucleotides. RefSeq names its product mucin-5AC-like. The record is from RefSeq and is a predicted model, not a curated record. Bases 1 to 1659 code for a protein of 552 amino acids. The transcript is spliced from 6 exons. NCBI's taxonomy places the organism in Eukaryota, Metazoa, Chordata, Chondrichthyes, Chimaeriformes, Callorhinchidae.